AUGGCUGCCGCACAGCAGGUUGCGAACGCGUUCACCGUCGAUUUCAUCGAGCGUGUAGCAAAGAAUGCGGCAAGCAUUGCCGAUCUCUACGGCCGCCACGCCACACUCACAGUCAACGACUUCGAGCUCGGCAUCUCUGAGGUGCAUGACAGCUAUGUGCCGAUCGCUGUGCAGAAGUGGGCUGUCUCGCUCCAGGGCAGUCGCCUGCGUGUGGACAGCGUUAAUGCCGCGCCCCUCUACGGCGGCGUCAACGUGUUCGUGACGAUGACCGCCUUUGGGGAAAUGCAGCAGUACUACCACAUCGUCACAACGCUGGAGUCCUUCCAGGACACCUACGGCAUGGACGGCUACUAUGUUCGUCACCAGGUCAUUGCCCGUAUCGGCGCCGUCACUCCGGAGCCGCCAGCGUCCGAGCUGACCCCGGCCGCCGUGGAGAAGUCGGAGGCGCCCGCGCCUGAGUCUGAGGCGGCCCCUGCGCAGCCGGCGCCAAAGCCGGAGGCGACCGAAGAGCCUGCGCCGGCCGCCGCCCCUGCGGAGUCGGAGGAAGAGGAGGAGAAGCCUGCACCAACGCCGGUGAGCAGCAAGCCGAAGAGCUGGGCUAGUCUGGUGAGCAGCGCCCCGGUGAAGGCAGUUGAGCACAAGCCGAUGCGCGUGGUGGCCCACGAGGGUGGCAAGAAGCCGACCGCUGAGCCUGCUGCCACGGCUGCGGCUGCGCCGGCGCCCAAGCGCCUGCCGCUGCGUGAGCGCAAGGCAUCGGAGGCUGUGGGUGACCGCCUCAUGUUCAACACGACCGGCUCCGUGACAGACGAGGAGAUCCGCGCUGCCCUCGGUCCAAUGUCUGCCCACCUCGUGUCUCUGCGCAACAACUCAGCCAAGGGCCACGUCUUUAUGGACUUUGCGGAGAAGGUCAACGUCUUUGAAGAGCUCUCCAAGGCGCAGCCGGUUAUUGGCGCCUCCAAGGUGAAGAUGAGCGUCUUUCGCCAGCGCGCACGCGAGUAG
Leishmania mexicana MHOM/GT/2001/U1103 is the source of this 999-nucleotide messenger RNA. RefSeq lists its product as hypothetical. The coding region runs from base 1 to 999 and encodes 332 amino acids. The record is from RefSeq and is a predicted model, not a curated record. Lineage: Eukaryota; Euglenozoa; Kinetoplastea; Trypanosomatida; Trypanosomatidae. The transcript has a single exon.